This is a messenger RNA of Formica exsecta, 864 nucleotides long. RefSeq lists its product as uncharacterized. NCBI's taxonomy places the organism in Eukaryota, Metazoa, Arthropoda, Insecta, Hymenoptera, Formicidae. The coding region runs from base 1 to 864 and encodes 287 amino acids. Gene Ontology annotation, biological process: sensory perception of taste. The record is from RefSeq and is a predicted model, not a curated record. The transcript is spliced from 8 exons. Gene Ontology annotation, cellular component: neuronal cell body; membrane; axon.
AUGACUACCAUCCUUACUACGAUUGUAUCCGUGAUUAUGAGUUUCUAUCAUCAACAGAAACUUAGGAUGUGCAUAAAAAGACUUGCUGCUGUAAAUGAUACUUUGGAACAAUUGGGCACUCCAAAGGCGUAUCGAAAGAUGCACAUGUAUUCGAAACAAGUAAGAUUUGAAAUAUGCCUGAAAAGGUUUGCUAUUGUGGAUGAUACUUUGGAAGAAUUGGGCACUCCAAAAAUGUAUAUCGGUAACAGAUUUGACAAAAUAAACGAGCAUAUGCAAUGUCUGGUGGUGAAAGAGGAGUACAAAUUUAAACGUACAUGGAAGAAACCUGUUGCCGGUCUACAUCGAUAUACUUUAUGUACUCACGAUUACAAAACAACGUUUUGGGUCUUAAUGCAUCUUCAUUUAGAAUUAUGUCGCAUCGCUCGUGAAUGGAAUUCGAUGUUUGGAAUGCAAAUAACUUUAGAAAUGACAUCCUACUUUGCAAGCAUAUCAACAAUGUGUUACGGCUUAUUCGUGAUGCAAGUGCAGGAACAUCGAGAACAAAUACCAACAUACACGUGGAUUAAUGUUAUAUACUGGACUUCCACAUUAAUAGUGAGACUCUACAUCAUAAAUCACAUUUAUGAGAGUAUUAAAGUUAAGUUUAAGAAAAUCGACAAGAUAAUUCAUCAACUAACAAAUAUUCUUCAAUAUGCUGACAUUUGGAAGGAGAUUUAUCAAUUUUCAUUGCAAACAAUGUAUCAUCCGUUGGAGUUUACUGCAAUGAAUCUUUUCCAUUUUGGCAAUGACUUUCUUCGAAAGUUUUGCAUGACGGUUCUAACUUACGUCAUUAUCAUGGUGCAAAUGUCUGUAGCAAUGGAAUAA